AAAUAGCUUCCGUUUUACACUGGCAGUGAUUGGACUAUUCUCUACUUUACCCAGUGAGCUAACAUACUGGUUGAACAAGUCCGACAUUCUCCACUUCAAUGGAGGAACAGCCCAAAGAUCGGGCACAAGAGAGGCAAUAUUACCACCACGCAGAGGACAGAAGCCCCGCUCGACAUACAACUUGUCCGAAAAAUGAUCAGAGCCACUUCCAGCACCAGCAUCAGGAAACGCAGACGAAGAAAACAGGCAAUAAAAAAGUAAACAUCAGUGACGAGGAGGGGGAGAAGAAUCCACAUCGGUUUGAUACUGUUGGUAUGUCACAUCCUUCCAACAGCAAUGGUAACAGACACAUAAUUAAUGCAAACACAAAACAGAAGUCAACGCAAAAGCUGUACACGACUGUUCCAAAGGUGAGCAGCAAAGGUUUGGACCAUAAGAAGAGUAUGGACCUGAAAAAUGACAAGGAAAAGGCCUUGGAUUUGAAUCACCAUGAGGGCCAAACCUUGGAUAAGAAAGACUCUGUGUUGCUUCAAAAUGGCGUUGUAAACUGUGGUUUUAUUGCAAAUGGCUAUUCUAGCAAGGACAAUGAUGGCAGCGGCUCUGAAGGUGGAUAUACUACUCCGAAGAAACGCAAGGCCAGAUGUAAUAGUGUCAAGAACACUGAGAAUGUGAUUAGAGAAAAGGAGAAAGACAUGCAGCACGGCAACACUACACAGGAGCCUGGGGCUUUUAAUCUUGAGACAACUGAGAAGGGAGUAAGUUCAAGACUUGAUGGCUUUAGAGCUGUACAUAAAGUAGAAGCUCAAUCAGCAGCCAGACGGGCUGUUACCUCUGAGGCUUCAGUGAGUGAAUCUCAGAGGAAAAACUCGGAUGGCAAAACAGUAGGCACCUUUGGUAAAAAAUUUGAGGAAAGGCACAAAGCCAAGAUUUCCUCACCUUCAAAAGAGGACUCAUGGACUUUGUUCAAGCCCCCUCCAGUAUUUCCUGUGGACAAUAGCAGUGCUAAAAUUGUGCCCAAGAUCAGUUAUGCAAGUAAAGUAAAGGAGAACCUCAACAAAGUAGCCCAAGCUGGGGGAGAGGCGCUGUCUCCCCCUGUUAGACUGUCACAGGUCCCUAUGUCCGCUAUGAAAACUAUGAAAACUAUCACCUCAGCUAGCUUUACUAAUGGUCCUGUUUCUGGAAAUGGAAACAGCUGCCCGUCAGUGGGUACCUUCUUUGCUCCUGCUGCUAGUAGUAUUCCACCAGCCCCGUCUCUCCCAAGUGGCGAGAAUGUAGCAUCUCCUUUGGAAAGUAACUGUAGCUCUACAACCAGUCCCGUAGAUGCAGAAGCUUAUGAGCUUAGAAAGUGUACUCUUGUAAUUUACCCUUUAAAUAUGCAACCUGUGCUCCCUAGUGCUCGCCAACUCGACCCACCGGCUGCUCAGACAAAUCAGAAAGCCUUGGGAGAUAUCUUCCAAAAUCAGUGGGGGCUUUCCUUCAUCAACGAGCCCAAUUUGGGGCCAGAAGGAGGGAAUGGGCAGAUGACUACGGAGGACAAAACUACUGUGGUCACAACUCAAGGCGAGAGUCAGGCUGUUGCAGCCAAGGCUGCCCAGCCAUGCAUUGACGCUUGCCCAUCAAUCCCGGAGCCAGUCACUUUAGCUCAAGACCCUGAGAAAAGGACUUGUGCCCCUAGCAAUGUGUCUAAUGCUUGUUCCCCUGCUUGUGGGACAAGUGAGGAGGAGACUAAGGUGCAUCCAUUUGGCCAGGAAAAGACAAAAGUUGAGGCCAAGAGUCCAGGUUCUGCUGUGCCAGCCCUCAGUAAGGACAACGGUGCUAAGCCUACACAGGGCCUGCUGACCACCGUGUCGUUUGGCUCAUCUAAAGAACAGACCCACUCAAAAGACAUUGGCAGAAGGUGUAGCUGGGGGACGUUCGAUAUUAAAGCUGCUGUCACUUAUCACACUAAAGAAAUGGAAUACAUUUUCAAUUUGCAAAAACAAGAUCCAAAAAGAGUAGUGGUUUAUGAUGAGACCAAGGAUGGACCUGAUCAGUGAGGUAGAUUUCCUACAGUACUAAACCUUCUCCUCUCCUGGGUGCUGCAGUUACCUACCUUGGAAGUCAUGAUCCUGUUGGAUAGAUAAAAGUGACAACUGUGAAAAACUGACAGUUGAGCGUGGCGGAUUUUCUUUGGGAUCUAAGGUGGAAUAACAGACUCUUUGGGGCAUCCAAUGGUUGGACUUGGUUCAGAAACAAUCAGACUCGGGAGAGAUGUUUAGAGUUGUCUGGUGCCUCUCCAAUAUGAUGGACACUUUCGACAUUGAGCUGUGAUAGACGCCUGUCUCAUAGCUCUUUAGAGAUGAUGUUGGGAAUUCAACAAAAAGGAAGGUGUCUUCGACUGCACCUCCCAAGCCUUUAUCCUGUUGUCCAUUGAACUGCGGCAACCGUCAGUCUGACUGUAGGAUGCCUCGGCCAUUUUAUUUCUUCACGCAUUCAAAAUAAGUUCAUUGUAGAUACGUUAGAAUUUAUACAUACACAUCAGUGUGCAAGUUUGAAUUCAUCUUGAGAGAAAGGAGAACACACUCUGAAGAGAAUGCCUUGAAGUUGUGAAAUUGAGUUUUGGAGGAGUCCUGUUAAACUGCGAGUUACAUGAGAGCCGAUAGGUAAGGCCCUUUCCUGUGAGGGAGAACCUUUGUCUUAAAUCCGUAGAGGAAAUCAGAAUGCCCAGUAAUUAAAUAACUGCUCUUCCUUUCUUUUCUUUUUUUUAUGCUGUUUUUGUCUGACCUACAUGAAUAAGUGUUACCUGCACUGCAGUAUGAUCCCAGAGCACAGAUACAGAAGUGCCCAUUUUGAAGGAACGCCACGCCCCUUCGUUUUUUUGUUUUGUUUUGUUUUGUUUUGUUUUGUUUUUAUAGGAGUGAUAACGAUUUCAAAAUCAGGUUAUAUGUCUCCAUCAAAGUUGAUUUUGUUUGUUUGUUUUUUUAAUCUUAAAGUUUUUCAUACAUUUCAUGCGGUUUAUUGACAUGAGAUCGGUGCAGCCUGUUCUUAAAUUCAGAUUCGUAAACCUUUUUCAACACUGUCAUAUGAAUCAUACAGGUUUAUGAAUAAGGUGAAAGUGACAUUGUGGAGCAAGAGAGAUUUCUUAUGAGUGGUAUUCUGUGUUUUGAGCUAUUCAUUGAGCAGCAAGACUCAGGAUGUCCUUAAAAAACGAUUUUGCCUGCAUUCUCUCUCCAUGGAAAGAAAGGUUAAUUUCCUGUUGUCAAAGGAAUAUGUAUUUUUUUUUUUUUUCUUUUUUUCUAACUGAGCAUUUGGUCUUUAAUUUUCUGUCUGAUUACUAUGGCAUUGUAUUUCUUGCAUGUUUACUGGUGGAGAUGAAUGAGUCAGAAGUCACUGUUCAUUGCCACACAAAGAUGACAGUAACACAGCAACAACAACUGCAAUACUAAUCCAGGGUCCCUGACUAGCCACUUUGUCAUACUGUGUUGAAAUGUGAAGAUGAAUAGUACUUUUAUGUUACGCUGUGGAUAACAUUUUACGUUUGCGAACCAGUGUGCAAUAACACCGUGUGAUCCCAUACAGCUGGCGAAAAAGGUUAUAUGGGGCUACUAAAACAUCACACAUAAUGCUUUUGUGGCCUGUAGUCCAUAAGUAGCUUCUGUCUGUGUCCAAAACGUUCAGGAUGUCAUGCUUUCAUAGAAGAGGUUGUGCUGAAAGAGCUGAUUAAGUCUGGGGAGCCCAAAAUUUGCCAACGUGCUGACUGGCCAGCCAUGACAUCAUUUGUAUGACCAUCUCGAAAUCAGGAUCAGUGUUCAGUUAAAACGAGGAACUGUCCGGGUUUCUUUUUUUCUCUAGAUGACAUGAUUUGGUUAAUGUGUGGAUUAAUGGCACUUUAUGUAAACUAAUUGCUUUUAUCUUUUUAAUUACUAGAGAGAUCUAUAUGUACUGACAAGAAAUACUCCUUGAAAGAAUGGCUCUGGGCUGUUACCUUUCAGAAAAAAAUAAGUUGAUAAAUACAUAAUUAUUAAAUGUUACUCAGGUAGUGUUGAUAAAGCCAUGACUAUGUUAAAUAUUGUUUUUUGCCAAAUGGCCCCUGUCAUUUAAUGUGCCCAAAUUGGAAACUGUCGUACUGGUUAAUUGGAGUCCUAUUAUAUUCUCAUAUGCUGUGAUGAAACACCAAAUUAUUUCUUUUUUAAAGAAAACUGUGUCAUGGCAUGCAAGGUGCUGUCAUUGAUCAUUUUAGCCCCUAAGCAUAUGAGGUUUUUUUUUUGUUUGUUUGUUUGUUUUAAUUUCCCCAUAAGAACAGCACAUUGCUCCUUAUGUUGUUUUCCAUGUACAAUAGACGGUAAUCAUCUUGCAAUUUCUGAUGGUUCAUUUUCUGUCUUUAGUUUGUAGUGAAGCAUCUCUUGACUUAUUACCGAACUUCGGUGGUGUUUAUAUGGGGUAGCUACAAUCUGGGUUCGAGCUUUUUUUUCGAGUACAAUUCUUUAUAAUGUGUUCUGCUUAGUCACAACUUGUUCUUACAACUUGAAGUUGUAAUUGCACCCAUGUUUUGUACAAGCUGCCUGACUUUUUCCUUCAAUCUGUCUAAUCCCAGUUAGCUCUCUAUGUAAAACACUUUGUUUUUGCUUCCAUUUUCCAGCAUGUGAUGGACGAGUGUGUUAUCAGAUAUUGUGCUGCAAAUGAGAACAAAAUUGUCUUCUGUGGUCGAUGAGGAAGAAAGUAUCAGAGCGGUUGUUUGCUGUUUAGACACAUUGUUAUGCUUUGAACACUAGUGAGAGUUGAUGGCCUUUCCAGCAUAAAGUUUGGCAGAAGUCAUUGCUUCAUUUAUCCCUGAUUGCACAUACUCCAUAGACAAAGUGACUUAAUCAGGUUCCCAAACUGUACAUGCCAAAUUCAACAGUAUCGUGGUCUCAAACGUUCGUUUUGAGUGGACAGUGAAUACAUCCUUAGGUUUCUAAAUGUAAAAACAGGGUGGUCACACUAGGUAGUAUGUGAUGUUACUUUUGUCUUAUGGUGAAAAACCCUUCGAGCAGAUUUGUGUGUGUGUGUGUGUGUGUGUGUGUGUGUGUGUGUGUGUGCGUGCGCGCGCGCAUGUGUGUGUGUGUGUGUGUGUGUGUGUGUGUUUUGAGAGGAUGGUCCUGGAUACAGGGAAAUCAGAAUCACCCAUCCUCUUGCCCAAGGCUCCUCAUUUUAAAGCACUUAAUACAGCAAAAAGGCUAUAUUGAUAUGCAUUUAUGAAGAUAGAACAAUUAUUUAGCAUUGUAGCCUGCAAACCAAAAACUGGUUCUUUAUAGCUAAGUAUAUGGUAAUACAAUGAUGGGGGGAGUGAGUGUCGGUGUGCUUUGUGUUGAAAAAGAAAAGCCUGAACAUGUUGAGUCUAUAAUUUUCACCCCCUCAGGAUGUGCAAUCACCUCAAGGAUGCUGAUGCAGGCUUCCAGGUUGUGAGUGACUAGUUUGGCCGUUGGGCCACGUUGUUUGUGGGUGUGUGCAGUGCAUAGUGAGUUCUUCCUAUUAUAUGCAAGUUCCCCAUAUAUUUCAAAAUCCCUGUUGUUUCAUGUUCAGGUGCCUGUGUGGAGAAAAAAAAAAAAAAAAAAAAAAAAAAAAAAAACUUUUACAGCGAUUUUGAUUGUUGUUUAAAAAAUCUGCUUCCAGCAUAUAUCCGUGCCAUUUUUUGUUUUGUUUUCUUUUUGUAACAUUUGCAAUGCUGUUCAAAUUUUCUUACAGCUAUCCUAAUUUUUUCUUUUAAGUGACAUGGAAGUAGCUGAAAGCGAUGAGCGUUUCUAGAAGUUCUGUAGUUUUUUUUUUUUUUUCUUUUUCUUUUCUUUUUUUUUUUUUUUUUUUCCUUAAUUUUCAUGGCUUGAAAAAUUGUGUGACCUAAAGCCAAAAUCCGUUUGAAUGGGACAGGCGACAACUGCUUGCUGGUAUAUAGCCACGCUAGUCCAUUGUCAAGUUAACUUCUGAAGUAGCACAUUUAUUAAUUUGAACUGAUUUAAUGAAUUAAUAUUUUAACAUUGUAUGUUUUUAAAAGAAACUGAGUUUAUUUUUUAUUUGUCACCUAAUUUAUCCAUAGAUGCACAAUUAGAAUGAAACUACUUCAAAGGAGAAUGAUAGGGAGAAUAAAGAUGUCUCAUUUUUGAUCAGUUUUAGAUUGUUUUAGUUAUUGAUUAUGGUUGAAGUAGACCUUUUUUUCCCCCUAUAGCAUCAAUGUUAAUAUAUUUGAAUUUUUUUUUUUUCCAGCAGACUUUAUACAAAUUAUUUUAAUGCAUUUCUUCAAAUAGUUGUGAUGGCGUAAAUGAGCAUUGAAAUACACUGCAUCAAGAGUUCCUCCUAAUAUAUAUUUUUUGUAGUGUUCUUGAUGAUGUUGUGAGGGGGAAGUGAGGUUAAAGGGGUAUUAAUGUGCAGUCUGACAACUCUGAAUCUGCUUUCGCCAAAGGUACACACCUCAGAUAUUCAGCUACAGUAUGGCAAAUGGGGGACAUGGACACACAAGAUUGCCGGCUUCCUGACAGCUUGCUGGGGUUUUGGAGGAACUUUUGAGCAAAGUCAAUACUGUAGCGGCUGAAUGUCACUUUUGAGUGUGUUUAUGGUGUGGGAAAGGAGAAAUCCAAAAGGAAGACAAUAUAGAGAUAAAAACAAAUACCGAAAGUGCUGCUUCUUUCAUCCAGUAAUCAAUCGUCUGUAAUGGGAAAUGCUGGACUUGGUGUUUGUGCUCCACUUAAAAACUGUCCCUUCUACCACUGUCCUUGCCUCUUGUGAAAACAUUUUAAUUUAGGGGGCUUUUUUUGUUUUGUUUUUGUUUUUUAUUCUGUGGCACCUUAGAGGUACAGUAUUUAUGGCUAUACAGAUUUUGGGUAUAAACAAGGGCAACACGUGUCUUUUACAGGAUUCUGUACUGCUAACGGACACUAAGAGAGGUGAUAUGUGGUGCCGAGUCAUCUUCGUUCUGUUUCUGUGUCAUCUCAAAUGGCUAUUGUGCUUGUUGAUGCAUUAUCAGUCUGCUCCUCUGUUAUCACUUAUACACCUCUGCCCCCCAAACCCCUCCCCCCCAAAAAAUGAGGCAAUAGCAUUUCUUUCUCAAAUGUCUUACAAGUUGACAUUUAAGUUGUUAAGUGUGCAGUCUGAUUGUUUAAUUUUUUUUUUCAAUUUAACAGAAGUGUCACAUUACAAUGUUCCUUUUUUAAAGCAUGAUAAUAACCCUCAAAUUCCAAACAAUGUAAUAGAUUCAAUAAAAAAAGAGAAAAACUCAAGUGUUCACAGUUUUAGUUUCCAUUAAAAUGAAAUGUCAAAUUUUCA
Messenger RNA from Myripristis murdjan (pinecone soldierfish), 7272 nucleotides. It is a transcript of the gene nufip2, whose product is annotated as nuclear FMR1 interacting protein 2. Gene Ontology annotation, molecular function: RNA binding. Lineage: Eukaryota; Metazoa; Chordata; Actinopteri; Holocentriformes; Holocentridae. Gene Ontology annotation, cellular component: cytoplasmic stress granule; nucleoplasm. Bases 99 to 2036 code for a protein of 645 amino acids. The record is from RefSeq and is a predicted model, not a curated record. The transcript has 4 exons.